Molecule: messenger RNA, 3998 nt
Organism: Gordionus sp. m RMFG-2023
Lineage: Eukaryota; Metazoa; Nematomorpha; Gordioida; Chordodea; Parachordodidae
Product: splicing factor 3B subunit 3-like
Exons: 26
Coding region: 36-3872 (1278 amino acids)
Biological process (GO): mRNA splicing, via spliceosome
Cellular component (GO): nucleus; U2 snRNP
Molecular function (GO): U2 snRNA binding; protein binding
Source: RefSeq, a predicted model, not a curated record
CCAUUAUACCUCAUUUUUGAAAAAAGGUAAAGAAUAUGCAUCUUUAUAAUUUAACUCUUCAAAAGGCUUCAGGAAUAUGUAUUGCUGUUCAUGGCAAUUUUUCUGGUUCAAAACAACAAGAAAUAGCUAUAAGUCGUGGCAAGAUUUUGGAACUCUUAAAACCAGAUUUAAAUACUGGAAAGUUGCACACAUUGCUAAGUGUUGAAGUAUUUGGAGUUAUAAGAUCAAUGACGCCAUUUCGUUUGACAGGAGGCAAUAAAGAUUACUUAGUGAUUGGUUCUGAUUCAGGAAGAAUUGUAAUUUUAGAAUAUAAGCAGCCUAAAAAUGUUUUUGAAAAAGUUCAUAGUGAAUGUUUUGGCAAAACAGGCUGUAGAAGAAUUGUUCCUGGUCAGUAUUUAGCUAUAGAUCCCAAAGGAAGAGCACUUAUGAUUGGUGCUCUAGAAAAGCAAAAAUUUGUGUACAUUCUAAAUAGGGAUUCUCAAGCAAAUUUAACAAUUUCAUCUCCACUUGAAGCCCACAAAUCUUACAAUUUAUGUUAUCAUAUGGUUGGUAUAGAUGUUGGCUUUGAGAAUCCUAUGUUUGCUUGUCUAGAACUGGAUUAUGAGGAAGCUGAUAAUGAUAUAACUGGUAAAGCAUUAAAAACUGCUCAACAAAAUCUGACAUAUUAUGAAUUGGACUUGGGACUCAAUCAUGUGGUUAGAAAAUAUGCAGAACCAUUGGAGGAAAUGGGAAAUUUUUUGAUUCAAGUCCCCGGAGGAAACGAGGGUCCCGGUGGGGUGCUGAUCUGUUGCGAAAAUUACGUGAUAUACAAAAAUUUGGGAGAUCAACCCGACAUCAAAUUCCCGAUCCCCAGGAGACGCAACGAUUUGGACGAUCCUGAUCGGGGCAUGCUGUUCGUUUGUAGCGCUACCCACAAAACGAAGUCCAUGUUUUUCAUCUUAGCUCAAACCGAACAGGGCGACGUUUUCAAAAUUACGACCGUCACCAAAAAAUCAAACUUAGACCCCUCCCAGCAAGUCCCGGAAGAUGAGUCCGCUUCUAUCGUGACCGAGAUUCGCCUCAAAUAUUUGGAUACCCUACCUUGCCCCGCGGCUAGUCUGUGCGUUCUUAAGACGGGGUUUUUGUUCGCCGCUUCCGAGUUCGGAAAUCAUUAUCUCUACCAAAUAGCCCAUCUCGGAGACGACGAUGACGAACCCGAGUUCAGCAGCUUCAUGCCUCUGGAAGAAGGGGACACUUUUUUUUUCGCUCCAAGGGGACUCAAAAAUUUUGUCCUGGUCGACGAGAUAGACAGCCUCAGCCCCGUUAUGAAUUGUCAGAUAGCGGAUUUGACGAACGAAGACACUCCUCAAUUGUACACGGCUUGCGGGCGGGGGCCUAGAUCAUCUUUGAAAAUCUUGAGGCAUGGAUUGGAGGUAUCCGAAAUGGCCGUCUCCGAGUUGCCCGGUAAUCCAACAGCUGUUUGGACCGUUAAGAAAAAAGCCGACGACGAGUUCGAUUCGUACAUAGUGGUAUCCUUCGUGAACGCUACCUUGGUUCUAUCUAUAGGCGAGACGGUGGAGGAGGUAACGGAUUCCGGGUUUCUGGGGACCACCAUGACACUGGCCUGUUCCCAGUUGGGAACCGAAGCUCUUAUUCAAGUGUACCCCGAUGGUAUAAGGCAUAUAAGAUCGGAUAAAAGGGUCAACGAAUGGAAAACCCCUCAAAGGAAACAGAUAACUAAAUGCGCCCUCAAUAAUAGGCAGGUGGUUAUAGCUCUAACCGGCGGGGAAAUCGUUUACUUCGAAAUGGACCCGUCAGGUCAACUUAACGAAUACACGGAACGCAAAGAACUUCCAUCCACCAUUAUAUGUAUGGGACUGGGUAACGUACCGCCAGGUGAACAGAGGUCCAAAUUUUUGGCAGUCGGUCUGGCCGAUAAUACUGUCAGGAUAAUAUCCCUCGAUCCUAUGACUUGUUUAUCUCCGUUAAGUAUGCAAGCUCUUCCGGCCACGCCCGAAUCACUCUGUAUCUCGGAAACCGGUAAUAUUAUGGCUGACAGUAAGCAGCCCACGAUCACGGAAGAAGGCGGGGAGGCUGGUUCUAACGCGAACGCGAACAAAAACCUUAACCUGGCCGGCAAUUACUUUCUGAACAUUGGAUUGCAAAAUGGUGUAUUACUGAGAACAUCUCUAGAUCAAGUUACGGGCGAUCUUUCCGACACCAGAACGCGUUACCUGGGAUCCAAAGCGGUUAAAUUAUUCAGGAUCAGGAUUCAGAAAACUGAAGCGGUACUCGCCAUUUCUAGCCGAAGCUGGCUGAGUUACGGGUACGAAUCGCGUUUUCACUUGACGCCCCUCUCCAUAUUCGAUAGCUCCAACCCGUCCUCUCAGUCCGCUUCCGGUGCGGCAGCAGCUGGAUCCUCAGCUUUGCUUCACGCCUCUUCGUUUUCGUCGGAACAAUGCCCGGAAGGCGUAGUGGCUAUAUCUAGCAAUAGUCUGAGAAUUUUAGCCCUGGAAAAGCUUGGAGGCGUUUUCAAUCAAACUCCGCUCCCGUUAAAAUACACUCCCAGGAAGUUCGUCAUCCACCACGAAACGGGCAGUUUGAUCAUCAUCGAAACCGAUCAUAACGCUUACACCCAGGAGAGCCAACAGAUCAGGAAACAGCAGAUGGCCGAAGAAAUGGUAAAAUCGGCGGGAGACGAGGAGAAAGAGAUGGCGGCCGAGAUGGCGGCAGCGUUUCUCAACGAGAACUUGCCGGAAACCGGAUUCGGUUCCGCCAAAGCCGGACCCGGAAUGUGGGCCUCGCUGAUUCGGAUCAUCCAGCCAUCAUCCAUCGUGGGCAAGAUUGGGGACAAUAUCGACUCCUUUUGCUCAUUCGUGUCCCCCCUACCCCAGAACGAGGCCGCCAUUAGCAUUGCCAUGACGAAUUUCAACAACCGACCUCCUUACGAACAAUACGUGGUCAUAGGUGUGGUCAGAGAUCUCAAUUUGCAAACCAAACAAAACACGGGCGGUUUCUUAUACACUUAUCUCUGGAAAGACGCCAAGUUAGAAUUCGUUCACAAAACGAUGGUAGAGGAUAUUCCAGGGGCCUUAGCUCCUUUUCAGGGUAGACUUUUGAUAGGAGUAGGCAGGUACCUUCGGGUGUACGAGAUGGGCAAAAAGAAGUUGCUGAGGAAAUGCGAAAAUAAGUCGAUUCCCAACACGAUAGUCAAGAUAGACGCCCUGGGUUCCAGGAUUUACGCGUGCGAUUUGCAGGACGGGGUCCAUUUCGUCAGGUACAAGGCUAGGGAGAAUCUGCUACUCAUAUUCGCCGAUAUCACGAUCCCCUUUUGGACAUCCACAUCUCUCCUACUCGAUUAUAACACCGUGGCGUUAGCCGACAAAUUUGGAACCGUGACUGUCGUCAGAUUACCUCCCAGCACUAACGACAAUAUCGAGGAAGACCCAACGGCUAAUAGAUCCCUAUGGGAAAGGGGUUUGAUGAAUGGAUCGUCGCAAAAGGCCGAAGAACUAUGCUAUUUUUACGUUGGAGAAACCGUAACGUCUAUGCAAAAGGCUACCUUGAUUCCCGGUGGAUUCGAAUGUAUCGUUUAUACUACUCUCUCCGGCACGGUGGGGAUGUUACUACCUUUCACCUCUCAUGAGGAUUACGACUUUUUCCAACAUUUGGAGAUGCACAUGAGGUCCGAGAAUUCGAGUCUUCUAGGAAGAGACCAUUUAUCCUUUCGUUCUUAUCAUUUUCCCGUCAAAAACGUUAUCGAUGGGGACUUGUGCGAGCAAUUUAAUUCUCUCGAAUAUUCGAAACAGAGAAGCAUAUCCGACGAAUUGGAUCGAACACCUAACGAAGUAUCAAAGAAAUUGGAAGAUAUAAGGACACGAUACGCGUUUUAAGAAUUUUUGGCGAAUAUUUUAAAUUUUUUUAUAUAACCAUAUUGUAAAAUAAAAAAAAAUAAGCAUAUUUUUAUGCACCCCCCUUCCCCACUCUUUAUUAGUGUAAAUAAUUUUUUUAUAAUAGCA